AUGACGACUUUCCAGAAGAACAUCCUGUCUGACCCAACCAGUGACGGAAAUGCGUCAGAGUUCAAUCAGAUAGCUCCUUCAACUCCACCAGAACCUCCUUCGUAUCAGACAUUUCCAGAAUUCGACAGGAGGCCUAUAAAUGAGCUUGUCAAUAGCGAUUCACUCACCCAAAGGUGCCCAACUUGUGGAGGAACGGGGAAGCUCACCAAAGGUCAGCUUGUCUACUUUUUUUUAAUGAGUGACUCAUUCUGCGCGCGAUAGAACUGUUAGGAAAGUCCUUUUAUUUUGGACAAUAAGGUUUAUCACUGCGUAAUUUGAAACUAGAGCCUUUUAAUAUUAAACUUAAGCUUAUGAAUAUCUCGUUUGCAUGCAUUUCAGAACGUGUCGCGCUGAGGCGUACAAAUUUGAUUAAGCCAUUUAAUACAUAAAUUGAAAUUAUUCUUUUGUUAAUGUUGCUACAUUUGCUGUUACUUCCUACAGUUCUGUGAAAAGUGAAAGCUCUAUUAAGCGGACCCCCAAUCAAGUGGACACCCUCUAUUAAGCGGACCUGACUAGGCCGAGUCGCGAAAUGAACUUCUUAUAUUUCCCCACUCAGCGGACACCUCUAUUGAGCGGACGCAGACUGCUAAAAUAAGUUGUAUUUGGCUAAUUUCUAUUGUUAAAAACCUCUAUUAAGCAGACGCUGGACCGAAUUGACAAUAGUAGUACUGUAUUAAGUCCAUGAAAUCAGCUGACGUUUUUGCAUUUACACCCAAAUUAAAGAUGGUAAUGAACUUGAACUCUGGAUAGCUUAUUUAACAACACAGAACUUUAUCACAGUACAGAGUAACUGUUGAAUUUUGAUCGUUGACAAAAUCGCGUAAUUUUUACCACCUCUAUUAAGCAGACACUUGGGACGGUCCUGAAGGUGUCCGCUUAAAAGAGGUUUCAUGCACUGUAUUGUAGAUCGAGGUUUCUACUCACCUGGUGGAUGAGGUCCUCAGAAGUGAUUUAUUUAAGUUGUAAGAGGUUGUUGUUGAGUUUACUGUCAUGCAUCUGGGUGUUGUCUGUGUGAGUCCCACACCUCCACACCUGAGAAUCUGAGAAUUGCAAAUAGCAGUACGUCAUCAGAAAAUGUGUGACAAAGAUAUGUCUGUUGGCUAGUAGCCUGCGUAGCUGGUGGUAUUGUGUAGUAGUCGAGUGAGAUUUGGUGGCGAAGCCAUCACGAGCAGUGUAAGCCACGAGAAAUAGAAAUACCGCCUGCCAGAGAAGCAUGAUUUUUUGAAAGCCGCCCGCUUUUAUGACCUCAACUUAGCAGACCUUUAAGGCAACAGAUGUUCAUUUCAAAGAGUUCAAAAGGUGACGGUUUGUAAUUUGUGAUUGGAGGAUUUUGAUCCGUUUUUAUUUUAACACAGGAAAAAAUAACGGAUUCCCAUUUUCGGAUAUUUUAGGGUAUUUAAAGAAUACCCAUAAAAACCCCAAAUUUGGCAAAGUGAGACAAGUCCCAACCAGGGAAUUCCCAACCAAGUUCCCUGAUUGGGACUUGUCUCACUGUUCCAAAUUUGGGAUUUUUGUGGGUAUUCUUUAAAUACCCUGAAAUAUCCAAAAAUGGGAAUCCAUUAUUUUUUCCUGUGCAAGGUUCCUUGCUUGUGAGCAUUCUGUUUCAGGAAAUUAUCGACUUCUUUACUGUGGUUUUUCUGAUCUUUCUUAAUAUGAAAUGUUUUCCUCAGCCUCACUUGUAACAAUAAAGCAAAGUGUGCCUCCUUCCCUUGACAAAAAUACCAUCGCGAUUUCCUUUGCUAUUGAGCAGUCAAAACUUAUUAUCAGUUGUUGCUUUUGCCGAACCCUGUGGGCAAAAUUGCCAUAACAACAUGCCCAGCAAGCAGCUGCUUCACAGCCGUUUCCUGCUCCCUCUUAAGAAUAAUUUUCUGUUUCUCUCUGCUCACAUAAAGACGUUGUGGAGCUUUAUCGAUACUUAAUUCAGCAGAGUCUGCCAUUAUUUUCCUCAACAGUUUGCCAUCUGCUCCCUUGGGAAAUAUGCAAAGAAUCAUUUAACAUGAUUGACAUAUGUAUGGCCCUCGACCAAUCCAUUUUCUCUGCACACUGGUUUGCAGACUAUUCAGAAUACUGGGGUAUUCUGGCAGGCAGUAUUUCAAAUGCCUCGUCCCACUCCCUUUUUUGGAUCACUGCUCCACCGCCAAAACUUUAAUCACACACCAAGACAAUACCGCCAGCUAGGCAGGCUAAUUGGUUGGUUAUGAUGACAGAUAAAAUGCCAGGGCUGUGCUGUCACAGAGUCCAGUGGCCCCCUAGCGCCCAACUUUUGCUCUUGGGCAUCUAGAAAAUCUUGGAUUUUUUAUACAAAUCAUAUGCAAGGCACCCUAGAUUUUACAGGUUCAGAGCACUGGGCUACCUUUAAUUUUCCUUAGAGCACAGCCUUGAAUGCACAUUAUUUUGAAGCUGAAUAUCUGCAUGGUCUGGUGCAGUGAAAGCAUCACUAUUAACAGGAAUUUGUAUUUGUUGAAACUUUGUCAAAAUUGUUCCAACUCACUAAUGUGCCAAGUGUAGGUACAUUUUCCUGUAGUUGAAUUUGUGAAGACCACACAGUCUAAGUUUAGAGAGAGAAAAAAGAAUAGAAGUGAAAGAAAAAUCUCUUGUUGAUAAAUUCAUGGGACUGCACCUAAGUUUAGAAGGAGAAAGAAAAAAUUGGUUGUCAGGUUGUUUACGUCCUCCAUAACACAUUGCUGCCGGAAAUUUCGAGUCUUAUUUUUGCAGUGAUAGCAAAGAAAUAUACCAAAAGCGUGAUGCAUGAGCAGAGGUGUUGUUUAAUAACUUUAAACAUAUUAUAUCUUUGAUGCUCACCAUAAUGUCGGCCAUUUUUGUAGCUAAAACUUCCUUUAAUACUGUGGAAAAAGGUGUAAGUAUGAUGCUUCUGAUUUUUUUGAAAUUCCUCUUAUCCUGCCACUGAACAUGUCAAAUGUCAAUCUUUUUGUUUUCAUCAGAGCAAGAACAUGACCUAGUAGCAUUAAUUCCUGUGAGAGACAGAAGACUUAAGCCAAGAAGAACGUGAGUUAUCUUCCCCUUAAGAAAUAUUUGUCAUCAUACUCUUAAAUAUGGUUGUUAUUAUUUCCCCUAACAAGGCAAAACCCAGCAACAACAGCAAGAUUCAGUCUUGAACUAUUAAUGUUGCAAAUAUUUCAAAUAUAUUGAUUUCAUCAUUUUGAACUAAUGUGCUAAGUCUUUGUGACAUAAAAACAAAAUAUUCAGAAAAUUUAGAAGGUUUUAUUGCUUGUGGUUCUUGUGGCAAAUUGGCGAUCAGUUCGGUUCAUUUACUUGUCACUAUAGUAAAAUACAUAAAGUUUAAAUAAAUAAAAGAAUUAAGUAAACAGCAAGGGUGCCCAGAGGAAUCUAAGCGGCCUGGCAUGAGAAAUCAAGUGCCAGAGUCUGAAAAAGGGACAGAAAUUCAGGGCAAUGAAAAAACUUUCCUCUCUCCCUCCAACCCCCGCCCCCCGACACACACACUAUAGCUCUCCUGCUUCAUUUCCUGGACAAAGAAAAAUCCCAGUCCCAAUAGUGACAAACAUCAAUUUUCUCCCAAUGAUAUCCAUACCUUUUCAAGAGAUAAGGUUAUGAGAAAUAAUGAAAUGAUCACUAAAGAGAAAAUGCUUUGAUCUUUUAUGAAAUUCUCUCGACUGAUUCUUUAAGGAAAUGUAUACAGAUCAGUUUGGAGAAGUAUGUAUGUGCACAUUGGGGCUUAAAGGGUGAAAAUAUUCUAAUAAUAUAUUUAUCUGGAAAAUUAUGUUUUAACCUUAACUGUUUGCAUUCUAGAGAAUAAGAUUUUUCCGCGUUUUUGAAAAUUAGCAAAAAAAUAUGCUCUCGUUGUUAUGAAUUAGCUAGGGAUUUUUUUAGAGUAUUUAAGGAGUGUUGAAUGCAAAUUUAGUCCUCUUGGUGAUCUCUCUGGAGGCACGCACACGCAAUAGCAUAUGGCGUCACUGUCGUUAUUGUUGUCACACGCGGGUAUGGUGUCUGUAGGGAAUUUAGACGAGAGUGAAUGACUCCAAAGCUUCCUAUAUGUAAGGUAAAGUUUUCAUGUUAAUGUUAUUUUUCAGGGUCCUGUAUCUCCUCUUGGCAAUUUUUUUCUGCUUGGCGAUUGCCACAGUUGUCGGAGUCAUCUUUUUCCCUAGAAAUAUUACAAUUCAUUUGGAAAGUGCAGCUCCGGUGAAUGUUUCAAUACCAAGAUCAAACAGUUCAGAUCCGUUUAUCAUUAUAAAUGUGAGUAUUGAACAGUUUGUGCUUCAAAGUUUUCAUUGCUCAUAGGGAGAAUUUUUUUCGGUGGUUGGUUGUUUCCUUUCUUUCUGUUUCUAUUAUACACUUAAUGUCAGAUCUCCAGGGAAACAGUUAGUUUUGUUUUUCCGACAGUCCUGAUAACAUCAAGACUCGAGGGAGAACAAAACUAACUUGUUUCCCGAGGGACCUUACCUGGAUAUGGGCCAAGUCUUUUUUUUUGCAUUUUUUAUUGACCAAGAUGAAGUUGAGGUCAAUAAAAAUGUAAGAGAGAACUAGGCCAAUAUACAGCCAUCUCGAACAAACCAGCCUGGUCAAUAAGGAAUUUAUUAUAUGGUCCCUUUUGGGACCAACAUGGGAAAUCAUGAGUAGGCAAGAGAGUCCAGCUUGUCCGCUCAAUUAGCCAAUCAGAACAUAGAAUUUGCUUUAUCUUUCCCGCCCGCAGACUCAACCCUAUUAUAAAUAUAUUACCGUAAAUCCUCUAUUAAGCCCCCCCUCUCUAAUAAGCUGCCCCCCUCCCCCUCCCCUCCAUCCUUAUUCUUCACAAACAAUAAUUAACAUGGACUAAUCAGUUAUGGUUUCUUUAGGCUGGAAAUUCAUAAAUUUUGUUUUUGGUCUUCGGCUGCAUGACCUCCAACUUCAUGUGCUGAACUUUUUCAACUUCAUGCUCUAGUUCUCUGUGGAGAAUUGCUACCAUUUUCUUAUUGUUAGAAAAAGCAGUAUAACGCCCAGGAACCGCAAGUCUGUCCCAUUGAUGCAUUUUGCUAAAUUAAAUAAGCCUCCCCUCUCUUUUAAACCCUCUCUCUCGCUAUUAAGCCCCCACCCCCCUCAAAAGUGCUUGAAAAAAAUAGGGGCUUAAUAGAGGAUUUACAGUAAAUAGACAUUGUAUAUUCAAGUGAAUAGGGUUGAAGUUAUAUGCAAUGCUUUAAGAGAUUACGAAAUCAGGGAGUGAUCAGAGUGGAGUGGUGUCUGUGGCCUCCCAGUGGUCCUCAAUGCUAUGGGAUGGAUGCCUAGGUGCAUAUAUACAGUUAGUCUGUUUUCUCAUAGAAAUCAUUUUGAUGGCUCACAAUAAACAUUUCAUUCUGAUCAUUUUGUUACUUUGCAGAGUACUAUCUCUAUUCACAAUUCCAACUUUUUUGAGGCACAUCUGGACCAUUUUAACAUUGAAGUUAAUUGGGAAGACUAUGUGGUGGCAAAUCCUGAUAUCCCAGGAGGUGUUAGAGUUAAGCCACGUUCUACCCUCAAUGUAUGUGCUUGUAAAACUAAUGAAUAAUAUAUGACUUAAGAUCAAGAGUCACAUAGAAGUUAUUAGAGACCUUUAGCUGCUAAGAUGAGUACGACAAUGAGUACGAGAUUUUCUCAAUACUAAGUAGUGCGCGCUUGUGAACCAGCGUCAUUUUGGCGGGAAAUAUAGUAGCCGUCGUCACUCUACUACAAGUUUUAGCUAAAAUGUCAAGGUGGCAAAAACAAGUUAUAAUGUUAGAAGUUUUAUCAUUAAUUUUGCGAUCGGGAGAGGGUGUAACCUCCUUUACUAUUAAAAGUUAACAGUGCUAACUUUUCUACUGAAAAAUGGUAAAAUGAAGCUUUCUGGGGAGUCAAUAUUUUGAGAAUACGUGAAAAAGCUUUUAAGUCAAAUCUUGUACUCGUUGUCAUACUGAUCGUAGAAUCUAAAGGUCUCUAUUAAGGAGGCAGCUUGGCCGAAUGGUUUUAUAAUUAUUAAAGUGCUGAAAUUACAGUCAGAAGGCCUCACAUUUAACCCUUUAAGCCCCAGUAUCCACAUACAAAUUCUCCAAACUGGUUUCCAUACAUUUCCUAAAGAAUUAGAUGAGAGAAUUUGAUAAUAGAUCAAUGCAUUUUCUUUUGCGUGAUCAUUUUAUUAAUUCUCAUGACCUAAUCUCUUGACAGUGUAUGGAUAUUAUUAGGAGAAAAUUUAUGUCAGUCACUGUUGGGACUUAAAAGGUUAAUCACUGCCCUAACCACUAGCUGUAUUUUUUCCCUGUUGUGCCAGUUGGUCACAAUUGUAAAUAGCCAACUGGUUUGUCUCUGGCCGGUUGGGAUUCUUACCCUUGUUAUGUUUAUUUCUGUCCUUAUUUUGUAGGCCGCAAUAAAAAAUACUGGGCUACUAGACAUUGAGUCACACAUAUAAAAUCAAUUUUUUAAAUUCUACACACCCCUUUUUUAUUACUCCUUUUAAUCAUUUCACAAGUUUUUUCAGGGCAAAUUAAAAGGACUGAUAUAGCAGUUAAUAAGUGCAAGACAGAGUAGUAGAUUUAUUCAGGACCAUGGGUGGGGGGUGGGGGAGGGGUCACUCCCUUGUCUGGCCUAAACAAGUAUGUGCUGGAUAUUGUUUUCAAGGGUUUGAGGUUUUCACUAUUUUAAUGUCUUAAGAAGGUUGCCUUUUUAGGCCACAAGCCUUUCAAAGAGUGUUCUGGUUGGUGAUGAGCAGUUAACGUUUGUGCUACAAGCAAUCUGGCUUUGUCCAAAAAAACUCUAAUCCUGUGAUGUUAGUUUUUAAAAAAAUACUUAAUUGCUUAUGUAACUGGAUCCAAAUACAAUUAUACCAAAAAAAGCUAGUUAAGCCAAGAAAGUAAGAUACAGUAAUAGCCUAAUUGACGAGGCUGUCAUUAAGAGCGAGAGGGUGGGGAUUUCCCCCUGCUAUUAUGAAUGUGGCCCCCGGAAAAUAGAAGAAAAACAGAACCAAAAGAAAUCCCUAGCUGUUUGAUUCACCACCUACUUGUUGCAUUUACCCAGCAACUUGAAAUCUUAGUGACAUCCCUGGAUUGAUUUUUGUAGGGUUUUGGUAACUUUUUUAUUUGUUUACCUUGGAUAAUAUAUGGACUUUUCAUGGAAAAACUGUUUUAAGGGUCUUUGGCACAGUUAUUGCUUUUCUAUAGUUAAAAUUUACAAACAUUUAAAUACUAGGUAAAGAAUCCCCAUGCCCGGAGCUGUACCCUUGUUAGGACAGGUUGACUCCCUGUUAAGCAUAGACCUGCAUGAAAUCAUUAUACUCAGUGAUUUUGUCACAAAUAGUUAUGGUGAGUCCUGGGACUCAUCUUCAGUGUUCCAGUUAAUUCUUUCAAGCGGGGGGUCAUGUUAACCAUCUGAGGGGUCACCAAGAUCACAUGCUAAUUUUUUUUUUGUUAUAUUUAACUGGACACUUAUAUGUCAUCUGUCAGGUCAGGAAGCCUUCUUUGUCAGGUCAUUGACCCCAGACCGGUCUCUUGUCUGAAACACUGCAUCUUGUGAAGAAAUUUUGAGUCCCACUCCAGAACCACUGAGUCACAAGUCCUAACUUGAAAAUGCCUUGGCCUUUAUGUGACCAGACAGAAAAAAGAUAUUCUUUUGUAAAGCACAACAAAGAUCAAAAGAAAUAUUUGUCUUUAAACAACAGCCACAUGAACAGCCAUAGAAAUCACACAGACAGGAUAUUCUACAAAAACGUCUUCAGAUCAAUCGAUCUUUACGUCCUACAGGACUCAUGCAAUGAACUUUUGUGAGUCUUUGGGGAUUUUUAUGCGUCAGGGGUGCAGGACGCAGAAGUAACAAAAUCACUCUAUACGUACUGUCCAGAAUCAUGUCCUUGCGCAGGUGGUAUGAGCCAUGUCCCUUGUGGCACCAUUAGUGUAAGUAGCAGAGUUUGUUAGUAUGCAUUUGAUGAAAUCAAGAGCAGUUGUACUUAUCAAGGAAAUUUUUCCAUUACAGCAUACAUUUUAUGUAACCACUACAUACUCAAAGCAAGAGGCUGACAAAAUUAGGUAAGUUGUAUUGUGAACUCUGAAGAUUAAGGUGCAAUCCAUCAGGAAAUUGAGUAAUUUUAGUUUUCAUUGGACAAAAAUAAAAAAGAAUGCAAUGUGCUUUAAAUUAUUCUGGUGCAAGAUUUUUGUCCACUGAAAAAAAAAUUACUCAAUUACCUAAUGGAUUCCAUCUUAAUAUAUUUCUUCUUUCUUAGUACCUGUAUGUCAGUGCAUUUGAAUGCACAAUAAUCUUCAUGUUUUUUUAUAUGACUCUGGGCAUCAACAUCCUCAUAACUAUUUAUUGGUUCUAAUUCCCAUCCUGUUUCCUAACUCCCAAUUCCACCUUUUAUUUCUGUUAUUGUUACCAUUUCCUCAUGCAGCCCCCCUUCCUCUGCUCUCACAGUUCCAAUCUUCUUGCUCCCGGUUUCCACCAUUUGUCUCUCUAAUCCCAGGUCCCACUUCUCUUUUAACCACCUUUUCACAGUUCCUCUUGAUUUUCUUCCAGUCACCAUCUCUUUGCUCCAAUUUCCCAUUCUCUUUUUUCCUAUCUCCCUUUUCUCAUUCCAGGGGUCAAUUUAAUAAAAUUUUUACACGUGUAAUUUAGAGUGCAGGCAUUGUUUUAGAGUCUGAGAACAAUAGCUACACUUGAAAAUUACUUGUGUAAAAGUUUUACUAAAUUGACCCUUGGUUGCACCCUUUCUGUUCUAGUUUUGUCCUCUUUUUCCCAGUUACCUCCCCGCUUCAUUGGGAAAAGUUAAUUAAGUUAUCUUCUCUUUUGGCAGGAGGGUCUGUUGUGGUUGGUCAUUUAAUCUGGCCUUUUUGAUAACGUAAGUAAAAUGGCUUCAUACAUAAUACCAUAUGUUCUGUUAGAUACAUGUAUGUCAGAAAGGUUUUUAAAUUUUUAUAAAGACAGGAACAGUGAAAAUAAAUGUAACCAAUUCAGUGAAAUUUACACAUUUCUUUUAUUGGGGCUGAGCUCUGAGUUACCUGUAAUGGAUAGAAAAUGAUGGGUGGUCUAAUAUCAUUGUCUUCUGUAUACUGUUUUAUUCCAUUGAAUGGGGAACACAAAGGUCUCCUUGUGUGCAUUUUUACUUUUCAGUACAUUUCAUUACUACAUUGUAAAUUUUUUAAAGUACAUUCUUGACAACACUUGUUUAAAGGGGCGUGUGUUGGGCCAAAGUGUUGCAAGGGUGCAUGCCACGAUCAUUCAUGUGUGUGGUUGCAAAACAUGUUUCCGCAAAAAAAAAAUGAUAUUUAAGUCAAGCCAAUAAAAUAAUGAUAUCACUACCCAGAUCUGGGUAUACUGUAGGGGCAUAAUUAUCAUCAGUAUGGAACUUCUGCACUUGUUCUUCAGUUGUCCUUUUGCAAGGAAAUCUGUGGUGUUGUUGAAAAAUUUCAGUUGUUUUCUCAGGCUAUAGGAAUGUGCCUCACUCAUACAACCAUUAAUUUUUGCUUUUGCUAUUUUAAACUUGUACAAUUUUACUUGUUCUUGUCACAAUCACAAACUGUCUCUAUUAAAACAGUUCUGUUACACCAUGAGUCUUUAUUUACAGGGUUUCAGCCAAGACUCACUCUCUGACAACAUUAUCUGAGGCAUCAGAUUACAGAUUUAAAUACAUCAACUGCCAACUGCAAGGAAUGGAGUGGUGGAAAACAUGCUUUGAUGAUUAUUGA
Molecule: messenger RNA, 9671 nt
Organism: Porites evermanni
Lineage: Eukaryota; Metazoa; Cnidaria; Anthozoa; Scleractinia; Poritidae
Source: the annotation of a GenBank genome assembly